This is a messenger RNA of Diaporthe amygdali, 3867 nucleotides long. Its product is annotated as WD40 repeat-like protein. Gene Ontology annotation, molecular function: protein binding. The transcript is spliced from 2 exons. The coding region runs from base 1 to 3867 and encodes 1288 amino acids. NCBI's taxonomy places the organism in Eukaryota, Fungi, Ascomycota, Sordariomycetes, Diaporthales, Diaporthaceae. The record is from RefSeq and is a predicted model, not a curated record.
AUGCGUCUUUUGAAACGCAACGCCGCCGGCGAGAUCUACCUGACGAGGGACUUGCUCAACGACGAUAUUCCCCGGUAUGCAAUACUUUCGCACACAUGGGGAAGUGAUGAGGUCCUCUUUCAGGACCUCAAGGAUGGUACGGGGAAGAACAAAAUUGGGCACGAUAAAAUCCGCUUCUGCGUAGACCAAGCCUGGAAUGACGGCCUGUACUUCUGUUGGGUUGAUACGUGCUGCAUCGACAAGUCAAACAGCGUCGAGCUCCAAGAAGCCAUCAACUCUAUGUUUUACUGGUAUCAGAAGGCGGCUAAAUGCUACGUCUAUCUUGCUGAUGUCUCAACGCCUACUAUGGAUGCUGCCGACAACUCCAGCUGGGCACUAGCAUUUCAGAGGAGCAGAUGGUUCAAACGGGGGUGGACCCUUCAAGAACUUCUCGCUCCGCGCUCGGUCGAGUUCUUCUCCCGAGAAGGCAAACUCCUGGGUGACAAAACGACUCUAGAGCAAAAGAUUCAUGAAGUUACGGGUAUUUCAACCCAAGCCCUGCAAAGAGCUCCGCUGUAUGAGUUUAGCGUGGAGGAACGAUUAUCAUGGGCGAAAAGCCGCCAGACCACGCGCAAAGAAGACAGGGCGUACUCAUUGCUGGGUAUGUUCGACAUCCACAUGUCGCUCAUCUACGGCGAAGGGGAAGAGCACGCAUUCAAACGUCUUCGGAAAAAGAUUGACCAGCUUUCAAACAAUACCCGACCUACCCAAAGUCUCACCCAAACCUCUGUUCAAGCGGAGGAAAAAGACCAAGAAUGCCUCCAACACCUGCGCCUCACCGAUCCCCGGGAUGACAAGAAGCGCAUCGAGGAGACCAAGGGUGGACUGCUGAGAGACGCGUACGCCUGGAUUUUGGAAAGCUCCGACUUCCAACAAUGGCGUGACGACCGGCACAGCCGCCUGCUCUGGAUUAAAGGCGACCCCGGCAAGGGUAAAACGAUGCUACUGUGCGGCAUUGUCAACGAGCUGAACAAGACAGUGGCCAAAGCGGCCUGUCUAUCCUACUUCUUCUGUCAGGCCACAGACUCGCGGAUCAACAACGCCACAGCUGUGCUGCGAGGUCUCGUAUACUUGCUGAUCGACCAGCAACCAUCGCUCGUCUCGCACAUUCGGAAGAAGUACGAUCACGCAGGCAAAGCCCUUUUCGAGGACGCAAAUGCCUGGGUUGCGCUGUCUGAGAUCUUUACAAACAUCCUACAAGACACGAACUUGAACAUCACGUAUUUGGUCAUUGAUGCGCUUGACGAAUGCAUAGUAGACCUACCAAAACUUUUGGACUUUAUUGUCGAGCGGUUGUCAGUGUCUUCUCGUGUCAAGUGGAUCGUCUCCAGCCGCAACUGGCCUGGCAUCGAGGAGUGUCUCGAGAGAGCGGGACAGAGGCUAUCCCUUGAGCUUAAUGCAGGGUCUAUUUCUGCAGCCGUCAGCACAUUCAUCCGGCACAAGGUGCUGCAGCUGGCAACAAGGAAGAAAUACAAUCAAAAGACGCGAGAUGCCGUGUUCAACCACCUCUGCUCACAUGCGAAUGACACCUUCCUCUGGGUAGCAUUGGUUUGCCAAAACCUGGAAUCGAUCCCACGGUGGAAUACGGUUGUGAGCCUAGACGUGUUUCCACCAGGGCUCGACUGUCUUUACGAGCGGAUGCUGCUGCAAAUAUCCAGCUCUGGCAACGCUGCUCUGUACAAGCGGAUACUGGCCUCGAUUGCGAUUGUGUACCGUCCCAUCACACUGAAAGAGCUAACGUCUCUCGUGGAGAUGCUCGAAGACAUGGCGGAUGAUCCAGAGUCGCUGCAAGAGAUCGCCGGCCUCUGCGGCUCGUUCCUUACCGUCCAAGACGACACUGUCUAUUUUGUGCAUCAAUCUGCGAGGGACUUUUUACUCACAAAGGCAGUCGACGAAGUCUUUCCAUCUGGGAUCGAAGAGACCCAUUAUCUACUCUUUUCAAGGUCGCUUCAAGUUAUGUACAGAACCUUACGACGGGACAUGUACAACCUGCGUGCGCUAGGUUAUCCCAUUGAGCAUGUCGUGCAGCCAGACUCGGACCCGCUCGGAACGUCACGCUACUCGUGCAUCUACUGGGUUGAUCACCUUUGUGACUGGAAUCCCAACUCUUCCGCAAAUCAUCCACUUAGCCUCAAUGACGGAGGCGACGUCGAUACGUUUUUGAGAAAGAAAUAUCUCUACUGGCUGGAAGCUCUCAGUCUUUGCAAAGCAAUGUCACAGGGAGUCGUUUCAAUGGCGAAACUUGAGAAUUUAACACAGGCUUAUGCGUCUGCACUCGUGUUCAGUCCAGCUCAUAGCGUGAUAAGGAGUCUUUUCAAGGACGAAGAGCCGAAGUGGAUCACGAUGCAGCCGGCCAUGAGAGAUAAAUGGGGCGCUUGCCUGCAGACAUUCGAGGGCCAUAAGCACACAGUCAACUCGGUCGUCUUCUCCCACGAUUCAGCGCGAUUGGCGUCAGCAUCAAACGACAACACAGUUAAGAUUUGGGAUGCGGGCAAUGGCGCGUGCCUGCGUACGCUUGAGGGCCAUAGCCUUCCAGUAAGCUCAGUUGCUUUCUCCCAUGAUUCGGAGCGAUUAGCGUCAGCGUCACACGACAUCACAGUCAAGAUUUGGAAUGUAAGCAAUGGAGCGUGCCUGCGCACACUCGAGGGCCAUAGCGUUCCAGUCAGCUCGGUGGCUUUUACGCACGAUUCAGAGCAGCUUAUAUCGGCGUCAUAUGACGGGAACGUCAAAACCUGGGAUGUGGGGAAUGGAAUAUGUGUACAAACGCUUAUGAACCCUGAUCUUACAAUCAAUUCGAUUGCUCUGUCCCACGAUUCGAGACAGCUAGCGUUGGCGUCUUCGGGUAAGACGAUCACGAUUUGGGACACGAGCAAUAGGAUAUGCUUGCAGAUACUUAAAGGCCAUGACGAUUCAGUUUAUUCAGUCGCUUUCUCUCACGAUUCGGCACGGUUGGCAUCGGCAUCACGCGAUAAGACUAUCAAAAUCUGGGAUAUAAGUGGCGGUGUGUGUAUACAGACGCUUGACGGCCAUAGCGGUUCAGUUAACUCAGUCGGCUUCUCCCACAACUCGCAACGGCUGGCAUCGACGUCAUAUGAUAGGACAAUCAAGGUCUGGGAUACAGCCACUGGCAUAUGUCUUCAAACGCUUAAAGGUCAUAGCCGUGCGGGUACCUCAGUUGCCUUUUCCUUCAACUCAACACAACUUGCAUCAGCGUCAUGCGAUCGAACUGUUAAAAUCUGGGAUAUCGACAGCGGUGGAUAUUCACAGGCAGUUGAAGGUCAUAGCCUUUCGAUUAGUUCAGUCGUUUUCUCUCACGACUCGACACAGCUGGCAACAGCAUCUUAUGAUAAGACGAUUAAGAUCUGGGAUGUGGCUCGUUGUAAGUAUUUGCAGACGCUCAAGGGCCAUAGCGAUCGGGUUACCUCGGUAGCCUUUUCGCACGACUCGGCACGACUAGCAUCGGCAUCGUACGACAGGACGGUUAAGGUCUGGGAGGUGAGUAGCGGUAUGUGCUUGCAGACCCUUGAGUUUGGGGAGAUAAUCUUUAACAUAUCAUUCGAUACCACCGGCUCGUAUCUGCCCACUGUUGGUAUUGAUAUGUUGCCAACAUCAGACACGACACCGAGCACAACGGAUCCUCACGGCACUCGAUAUCGGGGAGUGGCUUUAAGUUCAGAUGGAACAUGGAUAACGUACAACUUAGAGAAGCUAGUUUGGAUGCCCUCAGAGUACCGGCCGUCGGCUUCGGCCGUGUCAGGCAAGUCAAUCGGCAUUGGUGUCGGAUCUGGAAGGCUGUGGAUAUGUACCGUCGAGCUUGGUCAACCGUAA